Molecule: messenger RNA, 1267 nt
Organism: Ostrea edulis (European flat oyster)
Lineage: Eukaryota; Metazoa; Mollusca; Bivalvia; Ostreida; Ostreidae
Product: toll-like receptor 4
Exons: 1
Coding region: 2-1213 (403 amino acids)
Biological process (GO): immune response; inflammatory response; toll-like receptor signaling pathway
Cellular component (GO): membrane
Molecular function (GO): protein binding; transmembrane signaling receptor activity
Source: RefSeq, a predicted model, not a curated record
UAUGAAUUUUCGGAUGAAAAACAACAGUAUAUUAACCUUUGAUGUUUCACACAACUUCUGCUCGCACGUGUCACCACAAAUCUUUGAAAAUUUUAGAUACCUAAAACAUCUGAAUAUGUCUCACAAUGACUUGGACCAAGACCUGAAAAAGGACACUGAAGGUCAGCUGUUUAAGGAUCUUGAGAGUCUUGAAAUUUUGGAUUUGUCAUUCAACAAAAUGUAUUCGUUACCAAAGCAUAUUCUGAGAACUUCGAAAGGGAUAAAGUACAUUAACGUUCGUAACAACAGAUUAUCUUACUGGGAGGUUAGUGUGAGUGGUAUGUCUAACUUAACAUUGCUUGAUUUAUCUCAAAAUAAAUUGGUAACGCUUGAUGAGAACGCUCGUACUAACAUUGAGAGAGCUUUCAAACAUUCCAAUUUAUCCAUUGAUUUGUCAGAGAAUGUACUACAAUGUUCAUGCGAAAAUGAAGAAUUUCUCACAUGGAUGAGCGAAAACGAACACCAUUUUAUCAACAUCGAUAAUUACACGUGUUCUCCACCAAAGGAUCGAUUUAGUUUUAAAACAUUAAAAAAAUCUGUGAUUUCGUUGUCGAAAUCUUGCAAAUCUUAUUUAGGCUGGUACAUUGGAUGUGCAGUGGCAAUGGCAGUAUUUUGUAGCUUUGUAACAGGUCGGUUGCUUGUCAAGAACAAAUGGAAAAUCCGAUAUAUUGUUUACAAGUCAAAGCAGAAAUUUGGAUGGGUAAAGCAACCAAGUAUACAUGGGUCAACCAGCGUGAAUUACGAACAUGAUAUAUUUCUGUCCUACAGUGGUUGUACAUUGAUGUUUGUACUGAAUGAGGUCAUUCCUCGUCUGGAAGGAGACAGGAAUAUGAAGCUUAUCAUCAGAGAUCGGGACUAUUUGCCAGGAUUUCCAAAAACUGAUAAUAUUAUGCAUAGUCUACAAGAGAGUCGAAAAACUGUUUGCGUUGUGUCCAAAAAAUACUUGGAAUCUAGGUGGCGCGACUAUGAACUGAACAUGGCGAAGAUAGAAGGCAUUGUCGAUCGGGGUUGUUUAGAUUUUGUCAUACUUAUUUUGUUACCGGAAGUGUGGAAUAGCGAUUAUCCUAGUAAAAUCAUGGAUCUGGUGAAGAGAAAUUGUUAUGUUGAAUAUCCGGAAGAACCGUGUGCCUAUGACGAUUUUUGGGAGAAACUGGUCAAUAUGAUUGAAAGCUAAAUUAAUGUCAUUGUAUUGCUUCUGUUUCUGUUUCCGUAUAUAUAUAUUUCUGUC